Molecule: messenger RNA, 204 nt
Organism: Necator americanus (New World hookworm)
Lineage: Eukaryota; Metazoa; Nematoda; Chromadorea; Rhabditida; Ancylostomatidae
Exons: 2
Coding region: 1-204 (67 amino acids)
Source: RefSeq, a predicted model, not a curated record
AUGCAUUUAGUGAAAGAGUCAGCGUCGUCCACUUUCUUCCUGACUUGCCAAGUGGAGGUUAGGCUGAUGUUGAGCUCCACGAUACUUUUUCUGGAACCGUAUCAUAAAGCUGAGAACUGGGAGGUUGUCAGAGUCGAACGCGACGUCCCAAUCAGCUCUCAUUUUCGGAUAUCUGAGCGAAGAAUGUUCCUCGCCAGAACGUAG